CGCGCGGCGCCUGUCAGCGCGAACGGCGCCGCUCGCCACCUCACUCUGAACCUCGAGGAGGAGCGGCGGAGACGAGAGCGGCUGGGCUCCGACAUGGCGAAAGACGGAGCGGCUAUGACAGAGGAAACCGAGUACAUGAUAGACAGGCAUGUGGGGAGAGAGGCGGAAGCCGCCGAGUCGCCCGGCGGUGCCAAAGAGAUGCGAGCGGUGAUGCUGGCGGGGUUCGGGGGGCUCAACAAACUCAGGGUGACCAGGAGAGCGAUGCCCGAGCCGCAGGAUGGUGAAGUGAAGAUCCGCGUCAAAGCGUGUGGCUUGAAUUUCCUGGAUCUGAUGGUGCGUCAGGGGACUAUUGACAAUCCUCCAAAACCUCCUCUUGUCCCCGGGUUUGAAUGCGCUGGAAUAGUGGAGUCGGUGGGUGAAAACACGAAGGGAUUUGAGAUAGGCGAUAGAGUUAUGGCUUUUGUGAAUUACAAUGCCUGGGCAGAAGUGGUUUGCACACCAGUGGACUUUGUCUACAAGAUGCCGGAUGACAUGGCUUUUGCUGAGGCUGCAGCGUUCUCCCUGAACUUUGUGGCUGCCUACAUGAUGCUCUUUGAGGUGGCCAAUUUGCGAGAGGGGAUGUCGGUGUUGGUGCACUCAGCGGGAGGUGGUGUAGGUCAAGCUGUGGCUCAGCUGUGCUCCACUGUUCCUAAUGUCACUGUGUUUGGGAUCGCCUCAUGUUUCAAACACGCGGCCAUCAGAGACUCUGUGACUCACCUGUUUGACAGAAAUGUUGAUUACAUACAAGAAGUCAAAAAAAUUUCUCCAGAGGGAGUAGACAUCUUGCUGGACUGCCUGUGUGGGGAGAACACGGGGAAAGGCCUGAGUCUACUGAAGCCGUUGGGAACUUACAUCCUCUAUGGCGCGUCAAACAUGGUAACUGGGGAAACAAAGAGUUUCUUCAGCUUUGCAAAAUCUUGGUGGCAGGUGGAGAAGGUGAACCCUAUUAAACUAUAUGAGGAGAACAAAGUCAUAGCUGGAUUCUCGCUCCUCAACCUCCUAUUUAAACAAGGGAAAUGUCAUCUUGUGAGAUCAGUGAUGGACAAACUCUUGUGUCUCUAUGAGCAAAAGAAGAUCAAGCCGGUAGUGGACUCUCUGUGGGCAUUGGAGGAGGUAAAAGAGGCCAUGCAGAGAAUUCACGACAGAGGCAACAUAGGAAAACUCAUUCUGGAUGUCGAGAAGUCUCCCACCCCUCUGAUGGCCAGCGACAGCACCGAGACCAGUGAGGCUGGAGAGGAAGAAGAGGAGCCCGAGGGAGACAACGACAGCAAGGAGCGGAUGCCUUUCAUCCAUUAGACCCGACGAACCCCUCGGCAGCACGCCUAGAGACUGGAGAGGCUGCACAGAUCCACCACAGAGGAACACAACCACACACCAGUGUUGUGCAGUAUGUGCUAUAUGCAUGUAUGCAUGAAUGUAUGUAUGUACAGUGUAUGUUUGUGCCUCUUGUGCGUUACCUAUUGUUUGUCAGUUGAUUGGUCAAGCAAACUUUUUUGGGUAAAUGAAGACUAAUAACAUUUUUGUCACCCAGGCAACAAGUGCAAGUGCCAUUCUCAGAAUAGUAUUAUUAUAUUCUUUACUGUAUUAUGAAGUAACAUUAUGCUAGCCAAUAAUGUGAAUAGGUUCGUGUCCAUUUUUACAGUUGAUUUCAUUGGCCAGCAGUUUAUUGAAUUAGCAACAAGCAUUUAGACCAGCUGACUUUGGUUUUGUCACGUUCAGAUUACCACCUUUAAAAUUAGAUUUAGUAUAGCACGUAAGUGUCAUAUACCCUAACAAGCUUAGCAUGCCUAAACAUUUCACGGGAUAGAAAAACAUUUAAUUUAAUUCUUACCUCUUCUUAGUGACGACAGAUGAAAAUGAGAGCAGACCAUUGACACAAGUUUGAGAAAAUGACCCCAAUGUUUUGACGUUUCUGACCAAGAGAGUGAAUCCCUUUCUCGUGUUACAAUAGUGAUGUGUAGGCCAGGAGAGUCAGAAAAGUCUAUGUGUAGAUAUUUGCACGAUAUUUUAUUCUUAGGCGCCCAGCUUGUAAUAUUAUGGGAUCACCAGUGCCUUUGAGGUAUAGACGAGCGUUUGAUACUGGAAAAGCUUUCCUCGUGUGACGUUCAUAUUGAACAAGCAAACAAAAAAGGUAUUUUUAACAGGAAUGUGAAAACAGAUGUGUAUGCUAUUUAAAAUUCUUCCUGGCGUGAUCAUAUAAUAUAUAGUAAGGACACAUUUCCCCACUAAUCUGCAUAUUCAGAACCUUAUUAUGUAUAUCUUCCGGUCACAAGAAGUUGACAGUUUUGUAAACACUGGAGUGGCACAGAACAAAUUAGAGUUUAAAGACAUCAAAUUUCUGUCUGUAAAAAUCUUGGAGGAUAUAUAUACAUACAAGAGAAACUAAGAUAAAUCUGUAAAUUGUGGAUUUUCUUAAGGAGGAUCAAGAAAUAGUCAGACUGCAGUCCUGCAAGGUCUGUGGAGUCUCGGCUUUACUUGUCUGACCAAAGCUGUUUACUUGCUGGUGCUUCACUACAAAAGUGCCAUAAAACUCCAAGAUAAAUGAUUUUUACAUUGAGCUGGUGUAUAAAAGUAGGGUGAUUUAGGUUUGUGCCACACUGUGUAUUACUUUAUUUAAGUAUGAUGCCCUCUACUUUACUCUGAAUCUGCCGAGUUGCUAAUGAAAUGCAGGAGAGGAACAGCUGGCAAGGAACAAAUGUUUGCCACAAACUGGCACUCCUCUUAUCAGUUCAUUGAUCCGUUUUUAUUUGUAAUUUAUCAAAUUAAAACAAAACUGCAAUGUAUUUGGGUUUCACUACUUAUUAGGCCAUGCUUAGUCAGUGUGUUUCAUUUCGGCUAGUCAUCUGAAUUGUUUAUUACUUCACAGAGAGUAUAUCAAAAAGCAUUUUCUCACAUAUAGAAAAAUAUAGAAAGAAUAAAACAAGUUAACACUUAAAAAUCUUGCCACUUUAAGAAAUGAAAAAUGUAUCAGCUUAGCAACAGCAAAACUAACAGGAGUAAACGCUGCAUGCUUUGAAGUUGAAUGAUAAAGAGUGGGGAGACGGUGUUAAUGCGUGUACUCAAGGCAUGAAAUGAAAAAUUUUAGAAGUUGAUUUCUAGACUUGGAAAUAGGGAUAAUGAUGCAUCGACACUCUGAAAAUACAUCUCAGUUUUGAUACCUUUAAUGUCAGGUCUGUUUGUGUGUGGUUGAAAGAGAGAGAGAGAGAGAGAGAGAGAUAGUGCAUGUUUUUGAGUCUAUGUAUUCAUAUGGCCUUGUAAAAAAAAAAAAAGAAAAAAAAGGAAAAUCGUGUCUAAAGAAGUGUUUGGCAUUGUAGUAUAUUCACAAAAUUCCUCAUAAGCUAUGGUUUACCUGUGGUCGUAUAUUUUUGUCACAUUUUUCGUUGUGUACUUUCUUUGACUACAGCUCUGUUUACUUG
This is a messenger RNA of Xiphias gladius (swordfish), 3455 nucleotides long. RefSeq names its product vesicle amine transport 1-like (gene vat1l). Bases 94 to 1335 code for a protein of 413 amino acids. Lineage: Eukaryota; Metazoa; Chordata; Actinopteri; Istiophoriformes; Xiphiidae. Gene Ontology annotation, molecular function: oxidoreductase activity; zinc ion binding. The transcript has 9 exons. The record is from RefSeq and is a predicted model, not a curated record.